GUUUACUACUAUGUGGGUGCCGGCCUGUAACCAGUGUACGUUACGUUCUUACUACUGUACUGUCUGUAGCAAGUUUGUUUUUAUUUAUAUACUAAUAUAAUAAUGGCUUGUUUAUUACAAAGCACUGACUGACUGCUAUCACAUUUUGUAAACACUAAAGAUCUAGCCGUUAAUAAAUAGCACAAUGGGAAAUGCCCUUGGAAGACCAUCAAACUCAAAUCAAGAAGAGCAUCCAGAACUUUCCGCCAGAGAGAAUGAUUUAGCACGCAAACGUCACAUCAAUGAAUCUACAUUUUCACCACCUACGCCUACAAAAGAUUUACAACCUAAACGAAAAAGGCUAAGAUCAACUUCUCAAUACAUUUAUGAUGCCUUAUUUGUUCAUGGCGAAAACAGUGAUGUGACAAUAUCUUCUCUUGAUCGGAAAUGGAAUCUUCAUAAAGUUUAUUUAAGACAAGCUGGUUAUUUUAAAAGUAUGUUUCAUAAAAGUCAAUGGAAAGAAUCAUCAAUGACAGUUAUAGACCUACAAAUACCUGAUAGUAAUAUUGAUGAAAAUGCACUAGAUAUUACCUUUGGUUCUCUGUAUUCUGAAGAGGUCCUCAUAUGCCCCGAAAAGGUAGUGUCAAUACUAGCAGCAGCUUCUCUCAUACAACUUGAGGGCCUUAUGCAACAAUGUGCAGAAGUAAUGAAAGAAGCAGUAUGUCUUGAUAAUGUAUGUCUAUAUUACAAAACUGCUUGCAUGUACGGACAAAAUGAAGUUGCAAAAAAUUGCAUGGCUUGGUUAGAGACAAACCUGAUGACAUCCCAGAGUCUAGACUUACUCAGGGAGCUCGAACCUAAUCUGUUAACUGACGUCAUCAACUCACCAAAUUUAAUUGUUAUACAAAUUGAAAUGGAUAUAUACACAAUUCUUAAAAAGUGGCUAUAUCUAAAGCUGAAUCCAGAAUAUUCUGGGGAGUUUAAAGGAAUAUUAACAGUUGCAGACAAUUACUUUCGUGAAUUGGCUAAAACUACAACAACUGUUUUCUUAGACUCUCAGCAAGGCCAGCCAUAUAUACAAGUGUUUCAAGCUCUUAGACUGCAACAUAUCAUUAGGGAUUUUGUGUCUUGUCGUGAACUUGAAAAGGACUUAAUAAUUCCAUGGUCUUGGCUUUCUCCUCUUUAUAGACAGCAAUGGUUGUCAAUGCUUCGUGAAGAACAAAGUCUAGACGCAGGCCCCAAAAUUUGCGAUGAAAAAGACUUUGAGUGCAAUGGAUUACGAUGUGGUCGUUUACUACUCAGAGACACUGACCAUUGCUGGAGAUGGAAUGGAUAUAAUUUUGGUCUCGAUCUACUUGUUUCCUACUCUUCACAGUUUCCAAAGACAAUAUCACUACGCAGGAAUGUUCAGUCACAGAGAUGUUCAUCAUCUGUUAAUUUUGCACAAUCACGGAAUAUCAUUUUUCGCAUGCAUGUUGCCUCAGUUAAUGACAAAGGACAUACUAUUCUGAGAUUGAGUACUGGAAAUAUGCCCCUGACUCUUGAAAAAGAAGAAGAAAAAGUUAUUUUAACAAUAGACAAAGAAUUACUACCUGAGAAUGUGCACAAAAAACAAGGUGGAUGGAAUUCAUGUUUUCCUUUGCUGAUAGCAGCUACAUUUCAAUUAGUUAGUGGACCUACUGCUCCAGAGAUGUCUGAUGGUGGCUAUGCCAUUUUACCACUGCCGAACUUGAAUUUAUCCACUCCAACAUUGGGAGAAGCAGAAAUCGGUGACCUAAACAAGGAUGAUGAUGAUCCAGAAUAAACUGUUGACGAAGCAAUCAUUUUUCAAUUUAAAAAUCACAUUUACAGUUCUAUAUUGCAGGAUGUUCUUUUUUCAAAUUUUUUAUUUAUUUUUAUUCAUAACAAGAUGUAGAUUAAACAUGAUGAGGAAAAACCUGGAACACAUUCCGUGAUCAAUAUUCAGAUAUUCUAUCCUAGACAUUUAAACGAUAAAAUUUACAUCAAAGAUGCAGUGUUUUGUUUUUUAUUCAAAAUAAGCUAAUGUAAUGAUUGAAUUUUAACUGAAAAGAAUAUGAAGACCUAUCUCUUUCUAUCCACUUUCGUGCCUUUUUAAAAAACUAAUUUUUAUUGUAAAGUAAUAUCAAAGAUUUGCAGUGAAGAUAUUUAUUCAACAAUUUUUACCAUGUCAGAAACACAAUGUAUAACUUACUUAACCACCUUAAAACGAGUAAUAACUUUCCUAUUUAUCAAGUUGUCUGUGAUAUUUAUGAUAACAUUUUCAGGACUUAUAUUUUACACAUUUAGGUAUUUUAAAAACACCAUCAUUUUUCAUCUUUCUAGU
This is a messenger RNA of Styela clava, 2323 nucleotides long. The record is from RefSeq and is a predicted model, not a curated record. Lineage: Eukaryota; Metazoa; Chordata; Ascidiacea; Stolidobranchia; Styelidae.